This is a messenger RNA of Girardinichthys multiradiatus, 2682 nucleotides long. Its product is annotated as guanine nucleotide-binding protein G(q) subunit alpha-like. Gene Ontology annotation, molecular function: G protein-coupled receptor binding; guanyl nucleotide binding; G-protein beta/gamma-subunit complex binding. Gene Ontology annotation, cellular component: heterotrimeric G-protein complex. The record is from RefSeq and is a predicted model, not a curated record. Bases 476 to 1645 code for a protein of 389 amino acids. Gene Ontology annotation, biological process: phospholipase C-activating dopamine receptor signaling pathway; adenylate cyclase-modulating G protein-coupled receptor signaling pathway; action potential. Lineage: Eukaryota; Metazoa; Chordata; Actinopteri; Cyprinodontiformes; Goodeidae. The transcript has 7 exons.
GGAAAUGUGUUCUCUCAUAAUGCAAUAUUGAAAGCCCACACGGUUUCCCAUCACAGCACAGCCCUCUGUCACAUGGUGCAGCAGUCAGGUGGGCUUCAUCUAACAUAUCAGAAGGUCGGGAACUGGACGCACGUUGGAACGGGAGUAACAGAAAAUUCAGAAACUGAGGCAGAGGACUCCUAUUUUGCUCUGGAAGAUUCUUCCACCGUCCAGUUUUCAUUUUUCUUUCAAUACGUUUCGAAGGAGGGGGUGGGAAACCCAGCAUAAUCAGCCCGCCACGCCCGGCCGGAGCUCUGUCAUCAGGGUUUGUACGGACUCCUAACGCAAAAGUUGUCGCACAAACUAUAUUUCCUCCUCACUGGAGAGGAACUUAACAGUAGUUCUUGCACUUCCUCAAAUUGCAUUGAUCUUGCUUCAGGGUCAAGAGUAAGAGUGUUUUGAAGUACGCAAAUUAAAAAAAGAAAUUGUCGUUUUUAUGCAAUGCGGGUGCGUGCGUGGGGCUCUCCUUCCUCACAGUUUGUUGUGCGUGUCUCUGCCAUGUAAGGUGAAGCGUUAUCCAGGAGCAAUGACGCUGAUCUCCGCGGGGACCUGCUGCCUCAGCCCAGAGGCUAAAGAAGCUCGGAGGAUCAACGCUGAGAUUGAAAAGCAGCUCCGCAGGGACAAGAAGGAUUCCCGACGCCAAUUUAAGCUCCUACUGCUGGGAACUGGUGAAAGUGGGAAGAGCACUUUCAUAAAGCAGAUGAGGAUCAUCCAUGGCCGUGGAUACUCUGAUGAGGACAGGAGAGGCUUCACCAGGCUGAUCUAUGAGAACAUCUUCACAGCUAUGCAGGCCAUGAUCCAGGCCAUGAGCACAUUACAGAUCUCUUACAAGUAUGAGCACAACGAGGUUAAUGCCGAUUUGGUCAGUGGUGUUGAUGUAGAAAAUGUACAAACAUUGACAAAUCCAUACGUGGAUGCCUUGAAGAGCCUGUGGAGUGACCCGGGAAUUCAGGAAUGUUACACUCGAAGGAGGGAAUACCAGCUCUCAGACUCAACCAAAUACUAUCUGAGUGACUUACCUCGGAUUGCUGAUUCUGCUUAUUUGCCAACCCAACAAGAUAUUCUAAGGGUCAGGGUGGCCACAACAGGAAUAACAGAGUAUCCUUUUGACCUGGAGAAUGUGGUAUUCAGAAUGGUGGAUGUAGGUGGUCAGCGUUCUGAGAGGAGGAAGUGGAUCCAUUGCUUUGAGAAAGUCACGUCCAUCAUGUUCCUGGUAGCGCUCAGCGAGUACGAUCAGGUCCUCCUCGAGUCCAGCCGUGAGAAUCGGAUGGAGGAAAGCAUAGCCUUGUUCGAGACAAUCACAAGAUAUGAAUGGUUCGAAGAGUCCUCAAUCAUCCUGUUUCUCAACAAGAUCGAUCUGUUGGAGGAAAAAAUAAUGUACUCACAUUUGGCAGACUAUUUUCCAGAGUAUAAGGGUCCCCCGCAGGAUGCCCAGGCAGGACAAAAGUUCAUCUUGGACAUGUUCCACAAUCACAAUGCGAAUAAGGAGAAAAUUAUCUACCCCCACUUCACGUGCGCCACAGACACUGAGAACAUCAAAAUUGUCUUCAAGGACGUGAAGCACCACAUCAUGCAGGGCAAUCUGAAAGAACAUAACUUGGUGUGAGCGCCUGGCGCUGCUGCUGUAUUUUAAUCUUCUCAGCACAGCCGGUGGACUGGGAGUGCUCGGCAGAGUCCAUUCGCUGCUGCUGCUGUUCCUGCUGUUCCACACUUUAAUCCAAAACAGGAAAUUGAAGAGCUUCAGAGCUUGUCAUCAAAUGACUGUACGGCCGAUGCUUUUUUUAAAUUUUCUUGUCAGACUCUGUAAGUGGAUGUCUCAGGCUAUUACAAAGUGUGACCUGCCAAUUAAAGCGCUGCUUUUCAGCAGAGUCUAAUAUAGCAUGCACUCUGAAAUUUAUCGAGCGCUAUGUGGACAUUUUGAAGCGCUGGAUAUGCACACUGGCAGAUUAGUAGGGGGAAACAUAGUUUACUGGCCUCAAAUGCCUCGAAAGAAUUGUGAUGUAGUAGAUCUCUCCCUCAGGGAAGGCGUGGGACUGAAUGCUCUGCAGAACCUGGCAUAACUAAAACAGUGGUGGGUUCUGAUUUCGAUUUGAAAUUGAAAGCUUAGGUUGUGGCUUGACUAAAAGGGAACGGGUCAUAAUGAACACUAACAAUAUUAAUCUAAAAGCACAGAGUGCAUGUUGUUCCAUUGCUGCAUGAGCUUCAUUUAGUGAGGUUUGGAUCACCACUUUGGAUCCGCCUGUGGUGACUUUGCUGAAGAAAACUUUCUUUUGGGCAUUCAUAUUUAAUGUUUGCGGGGAUUUUAAAGGGAUAGGCACAUGUUGGUGUCUCAUGUCAAAGCUGGGUAGUAAAACAUGAUUUUCUUUCAGGGACUGCUGUAUUAAGUGGUUUUCUUACCUUAAAGUUGUAUACCCUGAGGUCUUUAAAGUUGGAUCCUUUAAAUAAUUUGAUUAUAUUCUGUACAUAUUUUAUGGUAUAAAAAUGUUUUGGUUUGAUUUUGUUUGAUCUUUCUGAGCAUUAAAGUCAGUGUUAGAAGCUGAAAUCCUAAAGCGGAAAAUGAAGGUUGAUCUAAUGUAUAAAAGAUAAAUUACUAAUGUUCAUACAACCAUUUUCUUAACAAUAAAAAUAUAAUUUAAAAUCCCA